AUGACCAUCUACAAUAUAGUCCUGUACAAGUUCAAGUCGGAGGCAACCCCCGAGCAAAGAGAGUAUGUGAAGGAACUUAUCAAAGAGCUUCCAUCAAGAAUAUCCGCGCUUCAGAGCGUUAUCACCGGAGAGAAGGUCCUCCACCCCCUCGACCACGGCUAUGACAUGGGGGCCAUUUUUUUGUUCGAGAACAAGGAGAAAUUGGAUGAAUUCCGCCCGCAUCAGGCGCAUACUGAUUACCGGGCCCUCUCCAGCCCGUACCUUGAAGGUGCGUAUAUUAAUGCUGCCAAUAGACUAGAUCACAUAGCGGGAAAACUCCCAGACAAGAUGGUCUUCGACAUGGAAACAGCUUAA
This is a messenger RNA of Suillus plorans, 354 nucleotides long. RefSeq lists its product as uncharacterized. The transcript is spliced from 3 exons. The coding region runs from base 1 to 354 and encodes 117 amino acids. Lineage: Eukaryota; Fungi; Basidiomycota; Agaricomycetes; Boletales; Suillaceae. The record is from RefSeq and is a predicted model, not a curated record.